Molecule: messenger RNA, 614 nt
Organism: Magallana angulata
Lineage: Eukaryota; Metazoa; Mollusca; Bivalvia; Ostreida; Ostreidae
Product: protein mago nashi homolog 2
Exons: 5
Coding region: 56-502 (148 amino acids)
Biological process (GO): RNA splicing
Cellular component (GO): catalytic step 2 spliceosome; nucleus; exon-exon junction complex
Source: RefSeq, a predicted model, not a curated record
UAUCCGAAUUUUUAUAAUCCCGUCUUGGUCUAGAAAUUACAUACUAGAGAGAAUAAUGGCGGCGUCCAAAGACUUCUACUUGCGGUAUUAUGUUGGUCACAAAGGGAAAUUUGGACACGAAUUUUUGGAGUUUGAAUUUCGCCCAGAUGGAAAAUUACGAUAUGCCAACAACUCAAAUUACAAGAAUGAUACAAUGAUCAGAAAAGAGGCCUAUGUACACAAGUCUGUAAUGGAAGAGCUCAAGAGAAUCAUUGAGGACUCAGAAAUCAUCCAGGAAGAUGAUGCGUUAUGGCCACCCCAUGACAGAGUUGGUCGUCAGGAGCUUGAGAUUGUAAUUGGAGAUGAACAUAUUUCUUUCACAACAUCUAAAAUUGGAUCACUAGUGGAUGUCAACCAAAGCAAGGACCCAGAAGGACUGCGGACCUUCUACUAUCUGGUUCAGGAUCUGAAAUGUUUGGUGUUCUCCCUGAUUGGGCUUCACUUCAAGAUCAAGCCAAUCUAACCCUCGCCAUCAGGAUCAACAACAUACAACAUAGCAGCAGAUUUCUCUCCGUUUUAUCAUGUCACUGUAGAUUUCAUUUUGAUUCUUUUACUUCAUUAAACAUUUACAUGUA